Anopheles coluzzii is the source of this 1793-nucleotide messenger RNA. RefSeq lists its product as uncharacterized. Bases 675 to 1571 code for a protein of 298 amino acids. The transcript is spliced from 3 exons. The record is from RefSeq and is a predicted model, not a curated record. NCBI's taxonomy places the organism in Eukaryota, Metazoa, Arthropoda, Insecta, Diptera, Culicidae.
CACUAGCUGAAGCUGUGGCCACAUCCAUCGUGUUGGAUGAUGCGGUUCUUGGCUUCUAAUUUAUCCCGUAAAUCCUUUGCUGCGAUAAAUAAGCCCGUUCCUGCAGCAUUGAAGAUAGAUUUCGACCUAAGUAAGAAAUCAAUAUUGUUAAAAAUCCAACUGGAAAACGUUCAAUGCACGUAUUGUACCUUUCUAUUCUUGGAAAUUUCCAACAACAAACCAACCAGCGUUGCUUUAUUUACUUCUUCCAUCUCAAGGCCAUUCGUCUGGGCCAUUGUCUUUCGCAAGUGCAAACAAGCUUCGCAAAAGUAUUGUCCAAAAUCACACACACACACACACACACACGCCCCAAGGAGCGGAAUCAACAUGCUCGCUCUUUCCAACCAACAGCAGACCAUCAAAGUGGACAGAGCGAGACAGCAUGCUGAUCUUGUUUCUAGGGACAAAUGCAGAAACAUCAAUGGCCGUUCACUGUAUCCAUCGAAGUAGGCGCCAAAAAAGCCCUUUUCGCCAACACACAAGCAAAUUGACAAACAAGUGCGGUGCGUGCACUACCGGCGUCUCGGUGCUUAGCUAUUUUUCGCAGUGUUUUGGAGCUUUAUGCAACUGGAACGUUUUCGAACAUUCAUCGAACUACUUUUGGGCAAUUUGAAGGAAAAAAGCGGAGCAAUUCGAUGUCCACCGAAACGAUGGACAGCUCAGAGAGCGCAUCUUGUGAGGCUGUGUUUGGAAAGGAGGCCAUUUGCAAAGAUGUUAACAACAACGGAAUUUGCUUGGAGGAUGCUGCUGCUUUACCGGAUAGUAUCCCACCGAGUUACAUGAAGACUAUCACCUCGCUUACGAUGACCCGUACACUCCGUGGUCCAAAGUAUCACUGCUACGAUUGCGAUUAUGUUUUGCCUACGCGGCUCAGCAUGAACACACACAUGAAGAUGCACCGGAAACCAUUCUGCCCGAUCUGUUACACAACGUUCGCCGAAGAGCAGGAAGUGACCGCUCAUACGGCCGAAAAUCAUUCAAUUUUGUUUUCCACCGCAAUUACACCACUCGUCGUGCUGGACGAGCCGAUAGUGGUAAAGGACGAGCCAAUAGUGGUAAAGGAAGAGCAUGCUUUCUUCCAAACGGAAGUCCCGCCAAACUCUCCGACCCACGAGUACCACGGCCUGUCGCAGCUGGAGUAUGGAUUUGCGCACAGUAACAAUAGCUCGAUUCCGCUGCUACUUGCUGAGAAGCUGCGCGAGCAUCAAGAAAUGAUGAAUCACGGUAUGCAAUCGAGGAAACGGUUGGACUCUUCUCGCCAUCAGCGCCAUUCGCUGGAUGAAACGGAAGCACGCAGUGUCAUCAAGUCGCAUCGUAAUAGCUAUACCGGAAGGCGUGACAGACGACCAUCGAUUGCUGGAGUGACGGGUAAGGUGCACAAACCGGCCAGCAAACCGAACCGAGCGACACCCUCCACACCGAAAGCCGGCACAAGUGGACGGGGCGAGAACGUUGAUUCGGCGGAUACCGCACUGAAACGCAUCACUUCACGCUUCGGCCGGUCCAUUAGCCUUAAGAUUCCCCAAUUCUAAGGCCGUCCCAGGCUGGCGGGUAAUACAAUGGCAGGCCCAUGAUCUGUCGAGCGUUAUAAUUUAUCUCUUUCUUUAGCCAUAUUCUUCUAUGCUUCUAAAAUAGGAUAUUAUUACUAUCUUUCUGCUAAAAAAAUUACACUGUAAAAAUGUGCACACUGAUGAACUCUCUCAAAGAAUUGUACUCGCCGAGGCGUUUAGAAUAAAAAGCUAAAAAUCGGCAAA